AAUAAAAAAUGGCAAACACCAUAACAGAUUGUUACCCAUCUUCCUGUGUACCGAUGACAACGUAUUAGGGCAAAAAUGUGACCUUUCUUGAUAGCAUAUUACCCGUCUGCGUUCCGAAGGAGAUCAGGGCAGAUAUCGAAGAAAAUUUCAUUUCAUGAACGACGAAGAUACUCAUCUUACAAAAGCGUCUCUGUUCCUCAUCUCUAUUUCUUGAUUUUGAUUCGCAGAGCCAGAUUUAUCAAAACCAGCAUAUCAUAUAACGAUGCUGUUCUGAUUCAGAAAUAUCAUGAUCAACUCUGUAACGGUAAUGAAAGAGUAAGUCAGACGAUGAUUCGAUCUUAAAUAUUUAUACUUACAACACCAUGCUGUUGAUUUCAUUGUUCUGAAAGUUUACUUGUAAUCAUAAGUUGACUUCUGCAACCUCAUACACUUUUUUGAUGCCGGCUUCUUCAGUUUUUGACUUUCAAUUUUCAGUUUUAGACUAUUUACAUGUCCCCUGUUGAGUUUUAUCCAUGUUUCUGCAGAUGUCUGGUUCUCAAAAUAGACUUUUUGUAAUAUGCAAGUUAAGUUGUAAUUACAGUGACAUGGUUGCUUUAAAUAUCAAAGAUUGGCAGUUAUUUUCAUUCCAUUACUGUAUGAAAACUUUCAUAAGCAUAUUAAUACAUAUACACAUUCAGUGGUUAUAUCAUAAUUUGUGUAAGGAUGUUGGAUUUAAUCUCUAGAACUAUGUCAAAAGUCAAAACAGAUUGGCAUGUAAAACACCCCAAUUUUCAAAUUUAGAUCACUGUUCUUGAGCCAAGAAGUGGAUCUAUAUGAGUCAAACAAUAACUAGUCUAAGAUUUAUUAUCACUUUAUCAGCACAUCUAUUAGAUCAUAUGAUAUGUUGUUCUGUAGGAACUGUGUAGGCAAUCUGUUAUACCAAUUUUGUGCUGCAUUCUGUAAAUGGAAACCCAGGGAUUCUUUUUGCAUUUUGAUGUCACAUUGUACUUAUCAUGGAAGUUUUAUUCUUUAUAUAUGAAUAAUCAUAUGCUUAAUAAAUAUAUUCUCCAUCUGACAUUCUUUCUUAUGUUCGACCAAUUGCCUCAAUGAGAACAUGCAUUUAGUGUUUUGAUUAAUUGAAUUUGGUUAUCUAGAUAUCUUUUCAUAAUUGUUAAUUACAUCAGUUCUCUGUACAUUGUGGGAGUUUUUUCUUCCUUUCUUUUUUUUUUUUUUUUUUCUUUUUCAAAAAACCAUGGUAUGUUACACCUUUCUGCCAAUGUGGCACCUAAGGAUUUGAUAUACAUACGUGUCACUAAGGAGUUAAUAGUACAGUUGUCCAAAAUCAUUGAACAUAUAAGGCUAGAAGAGAAAGCAAAAAUACCAAUACUCAAUAAGAAGCCUUUGUUCUAUAGAAUUAGGGCUCAAUUCAAAGGCAACUCAAACACUCAAACCCUCAAAACACCAUUUCUACAUUUUUGAUCUUUCUCUUGUGAACACCGAAUUCCUUUGAAUCAAUCACACAACUUUUGCCCCAAAUAAAAAUGGGGAGAAGGAAAUCAAUUAAGCUUUCAAAUAUGGCACCAGAAGACUUGAAUGAUGAUGAUCGAAUAAGUCGUCUUCAUGAUGAUCUUAUUCAUCAUAUCUAUUCAUUCAUGGACACACGAUUUGCAGUUCAAACUAGUCUUUUAUCAAGAAGAUGGAGAGAAACAUGGAAAUCCUACCGCUUUCUCAACUUCAAGAUCGAACGCCCAAUUGAUCACAAAACAGGUAUCAAAUUCCCCAAUUUCAUCCACCGAUUUUUCUCAGAUCGUGAUCACAAAUCAGAAAUUACCACAAUUGACUUCCAAUCAAAUUCCAUCAAGCUUUCAAAUCUCAAAGAAACAAUAAUCUACGCAAUGUCACACAGAACCCAAAAGGUAAACAUUGAGUUCUUGAGUGAUAAACUAACCAGACGUGGUGGAUUGGAUAUAUCUUUAUUUAGAUCUCAAUUCCUUCAAGAUCUUCAUUUGAGUAUCGAUUUUGAGCUAAUGAUAUCUCCAUCUUUGACUUGGGAUUUACCUUCUUUGACUAGCUUGAAUCUUGAAGGUGUUACAUUUACACUUAAUCCUCCUCCUCCUCCUACUGAUAGUAAGUGUAAAUCCAUUGAUUUGUUUUCCCAUUUUCCAAAUCUGAAAACUCUUGUUUUAAUUGGUUGUCGAUUAUCAAACAUUGAUACUUUCAUCAUCACAUCAAAUUCAUUACACAAUCUGAGUCUGAUAGAUCUUAAUCACAAUUCUGAGUUUAUACUCACAGCACCAAAUCUCUCAUCUUUCACUUACCAUGGUAUGGCCCGCUUUUCAUUAUCAGUCAAGAAUCUUGAUUCAUUACAAACAGUAAACUUUCACACAAUAUAUUAUAGAGCUCUUCAGAAGCAACCAGAGCUUGUUGAAUUGAUGAUCAAGGCUUUCGAACAGCUUCAUAAGGCGAAGUUUCUUGCUAUAAAUUCAGAUGUUGUGAGGUUUCUUUCGGUGUUCCCUGAAGUAGUUGAAAGAAGAAGAUGCCCCUUUAGGAGUUUGACAAGUUUGACUUUGGUUGAACAUCGGUUGCCUCCUUCAUCGAUUGUGUUUUCUGAUGUUAUUGAUUAUUUUCGUAGCAGUUCUCCAGGUGUUAAAGUUAAUGUUGAAAUUGGUGUAGCGGCUUCAUGGAAGAUUUGUUGGGUUGACUGCUUGUAGGGGUUGAAGAAAUCAAGAAAAUCAUUGUCAUGUAAGGUUCAUGGAAGAUUCAGUUAAUGAAGUUGUUCUGGUUUAUGCCCUUUGGUUUGGAGUUUGAUGGUUGUUUUGUGUGUGCAUAAGUUGGUGAAAGCAGUGUGAUAUGAUAGUCAAACAUAUAAACUUGUUUUUGUUUUGUUUUAGGAUUCUGGAUUUCCCUUUCGAAGUUAUGUUGUUUCUGUUUUAGGUUAUUUUGUUUUCUGAAAUGCUACAUAGGUUGUUGUGUCUAGGAGAUGGUUUUUGUUUUGUGCUUCUCAUCUUGUUUAUAGUUGUUUAAGUAAUUGUGGGAUUUCUUAUGGAUGAUAUAGAGCUCUUAAAUUCAAAUUU
Lactuca sativa (garden lettuce) is the source of this 3053-nucleotide messenger RNA. RefSeq names its product F-box/LRR-repeat protein At3g26922. Gene Ontology annotation, molecular function: protein binding. The record is from RefSeq and is a predicted model, not a curated record. Lineage: Eukaryota; Viridiplantae; Streptophyta; Magnoliopsida; Asterales; Asteraceae.